Messenger RNA from Pseudogymnoascus destructans, 2538 nucleotides. RefSeq lists its product as uncharacterized. Gene Ontology annotation, cellular component: nucleus. The coding region runs from base 185 to 2134 and encodes 649 amino acids. Lineage: Eukaryota; Fungi; Ascomycota; Leotiomycetes; Thelebolales; Thelebolaceae. The transcript has 5 exons. Gene Ontology annotation, molecular function: zinc ion binding; transcription cis-regulatory region binding; DNA-binding transcription factor activity, RNA polymerase II-specific. Gene Ontology annotation, biological process: positive regulation of transcription by RNA polymerase II. The record is from RefSeq and is a predicted model, not a curated record.
UAUCCGACGAAAUGAGCGACGUUGGCGAGCGACCCCUGCUUGGCGACCCUUCCCUUGACGUUGGCGACCCUCCCCCGCAUACUCCCCCUUCCCCCGCAAAUUUGGAGAUCGGUCUCCUAUCUUCUCCUAUCCCAAUUCGCAACUGCAAUAGCAAAAAACCACGACAGCGACACCAUCCACCACCAUGCUGAAGGAGAAGAGGACCAACUCACUGGCAUUUGCGCAGACUGAUUGUCACACCUGUACGCCUGCCGGCCGGACAUGUGAUCGUCGACGACCACAAUGCUCGACCUGCCUUGGUCUUGGCGUAAAAUGUGGCGGUUUUGUGACGCCACUGUCGUGGGAUAAUAAUCGCAUAUGGCUCGGACAGCCGUCACAGAAAACGCGUUACAUUUAUGACAGCAGCAUGGGGAAUGAGAGCCCAAAGGUAUCGCCAAAGGCCUUUCGCUUUGUUGACGCAAGUUCCAGAAGGAAGAGGCGUCGCAGAGUUAGCCCAGUCUCCAGCCCCGAGGAAGAAAUUUGUCGUGCCUCGGAAUCAGAAUCACCCGAAGAAAUCGGCAUUGAUUCAUAUCUCGCCCAUCCAUCUGGCUCGCUCCUGGAUGACUUUGAUCCGUUAAAUUUCGGUGAUUGUGAGCUACUGGAUACCGUGAUCCCCAAUCCACAGGAAUUCAUGCCUGACUGGAUGUCCGCGACAUUUCCUGGGCAGGAAUCCCAAGAUCAGAUGAUAUUGACGGCCGAACCUUCUUCCAACAGUAUUGGUCAUGGAUCCGAGGAUGUUUUUACUACAAGCCUCAUGGAACUACUCGAGACCGUUUCCACCCAUCCGUUUGAGAGCCACCAACUUGAGCCACCUCGUCUUGUAGCUUUUCCGACCCGACAACCUCCGUCCGAGAUCUCCACCGAGUUGAUUCCUAACCAUAUUGGAAACCAGCAUGAGCGACUUUUUCAGAUGUAUGAUACGGAGCUAUGUGUGUUACCACUGACGUCUGAUGUGGCCUUCAAUCCGUUCCGCUGUCGACGACAGGUAUUACAGGGGUCUCGACUUCUUUUCCAUGCGAUACUGGCACUAUGUUGCCAGCAUCAGAACCACCUGACGGGCACUUGGUCCAAAGAAGCCUCUGAGCACCGAACGAAGGCUGUAGAGCUACUGGAUAGCGCGUCCAAGAGCGACCAAGUCACCAAAAUUGGAUUACACGUCUUGGAACCAAUCUUAGUCAUGUUUACCUUGGAUUGCACCCUUUCCGCCACAGGACCGUGGAGUGGGCAUUUAAUGCGUGUGCGUUCAGUUUUAGAUGCCUGUGGAGGGCCUCUGGCGCUCGAUAACUCGCGCGUCCGUUCGCAAGUUGGGAUGCUAUUCUGGUGGGAUGCAACCCUAGCACUGAUCUCUCGGCAAGGCAUAAUCAUUGAUCUGUCGUACCUCGAUCAUCUUAUGCUCAGCCAAGGCCAAGACGAAUGGUCCUUCUAUGACCUCACCGGCUGCCCCGGGGACCUUUUCGUGCACCUAGUUCAGCUAGCUGAGCUGGCGAAGCAAAGAGAGCUAGCCGCGUGCAUGACUUGGCUCACCUUCGAUCUGUCGCCAGUGAUCAAAAUCGAGCGCGAAAUCCAACAAUGGCAAAGCAGCCUGUUCGCCGAUGCAUACGGUCCGAAUUUCGAUACAAUCGUAGAAAAUACAUCGGAGUCGGAUGCUGAAGCUGACAUCGAGGAACGGUUCCACGCCAAGCAGGACCGCUACCACUGCGCAGAGGCUUGGCGGUACGCAUUGCUUAUCUACAUCAAGCGAGUUUUCCGCUGGGACCGGAAGUGUCCUCGGCCUCUGAUCCUGACGUGGCUGGUCCGCAAGACAAUGGAUCACGUCCGCUGCUGUCGACGGACAUCUCAAACGCAGAAACAGCUGCUGCUGCCCGUAUUCCUCGCAGGUAGCGAUAUGACUGACGGGGAAAUGCGUGGGUUUACGCGGCAAUACUGUAAGUGGUGGGCUAAUAGGAGCCGAUAUAACAUGUUCAAUUCGGUGUCGUCGCUGCUGGAGGACAUUUGGGAAGAGGGUCAUUCGCAUGCGUGGUGGGGGUCUGUGAUUGAUCGGAAGACGACGAGUCCUGGAGUCGGUGACCCAGGUGUUCAGUUCCUGUUUGGAUAACGGUUCAGGUACUGGACGGCUGUUAAUGCUAUAUGUAUAAAUACCCCCCGGCGUUAUUUUAGCGAAGGAGGUUUUGGUGAUACGAUCUCAUUUCCUCCAUAUAUAUUGGUGCCAAGCAAACGAUUGUGCUCCAUUCGCAAUUCACCUUGGUCGAUGUGAACUUUUGUUCAAUCGCAAAAGGGCUCUGAAAUGCGACCAAAAAAAUGGGAAAGUACAGUGGGGAGAUCCUAGGAGAAGAGUAGAAUAAUACUAUGGCCGGGUGGGAUUGUGUCAGCGACGCGAGAAGGUACCAUUCAAGAAGUACAGUAACCAGGUAUGAGGGCCCAGCCCAUGGUCUGAUAGGUGGGAACCCCUGAACCUACAAUCCCCAAACAGUCUCCUGUGAAACACAUCGGUCCCUGACA